UUCCCUCCAAAUAUCAAAGCAAAAUCGCAGCUGCUCCGCUCGCUCGAUCGACGACCGCUCCAGAAAGAAUUUCCUUCCAGAAUCGUCUUCGAGUUUGCCGACGACGAGCCGAAAAGACUGCCGAACCAUGGUCGCCGGAUCUUUGAGUCGUAUGUUUGUCCUAAAGCGAGAUGGACGCAAAGAGGAGGUUCAUUUUGACAAAAUCACCUCUCGAAUCCAGAAGCUCUGCUAUGGACUCAACAUGGAGUACGUCGACCCGCCUUCAAUCACCCUCAAGGUCAUCAAUGGUCUGUACCCUGGAGUCACAACUGUGGAACUGGAUAACCUUGCUGCCGAAACUGCAGCCACGUUGACCACCAAGCACCCUGAUUAUGCCAUCUUGGCAGCUCGCAUUGCCGUCUCCAAUUUGCACAAGGAGACUAAAAAGACCUUCAGCGAGGUCAUGGAUGAUCUUCACAAGAUGGUCAACAAGCACAAUGGAAAGAAAACCCCUAUGCUCUCCGACCUCCACCACAAGAUCAUCAUGGAGAAUGCUGAUCGUCUGAACUCGAGCAUCAUUUACGACCGAGAUUUCAGCUACAACUACUUUGGCUUCAAGACCCUUGAGCGUUCCUACUUGCUCCGCAUUGACAACAAAGUGGCUGAGCGUCCGCAGCACAUGCUGAUGCGUGUGGCCGUCGGCAUCCACGGCGAAGACAUCGAUGCAGCCAUUCACACUUACAACCUGCUGUCCGAGCGUUUCUUCACACAUGCCUCGCCCACGCUGUUCAACGCAGCCACCGUUAAACCGCAAUUGUCCAGCUGCUUCCUGCUCACCAUGAAGGAUGACAGCAUUGAAGGCAUCUACGACACCCUGAAGCAGUGCGCCCUCAUAUCCAAAUCGGCCGGCGGCAUCGGCCUCAAUGUCCACUGCAUCAGGGCCUCUGGGUCGUAUAUCGCUGGCACCAAUGGAAUAUCAAACGGACUUGUGCCCAUGCUUCGAGUCUACAACAACACUGCGCGCUAUGUCGACCAGGGAGGCAACAAGCGUCCUGGAGCAUUUGCCAUCUACCUCGAGCCAUGGCACGCCGAUGUCUUUGAGUUUCUUGACUUGAAAAAGAAUACAGGCAAGGAAGAAGUCCGCGCCCGGGACCUUUUCUUUGCCCUGUGGAUUCCUGACCUCUUCAUGAAGCGCGUCGAGUCAAACGGAGACUGGUCUUUGAUGUGCCCUCACGAGUCCCCUGGACUUGCCGACUGCUGGGGAGAGGAGUUUGAGAAGCUUUAUGAAAAGUACGAGAAUGAAGGGCGAUUCAGGCGCAAGGUGAAGGCGCAGAAACUUUGGUAUGCCAUCAUUGAGUCACAAGUUGAGACUGGAACCCCAUACAUGUUGUACAAGGAUGCCUGCAACAGUAAGUCAAAUCAGCAAAACCUGGGCACCAUCAAGUGCAGCAAUCUCUGCACCGAGAUCGUGGAGUACAGCUCUCCUGACGAAAUAGCUGUUUGCAACUUGGCCUCCAUUGCCCUCAACAUGUUUGUCAAGCCAGACCGCACCUACGAUUUCCAUAAGUUGAAGGAGGUGACCAAGACGGCCACCAAAAACCUCAACAAAAUCAUUGAUGUCAAUUACUACCCGGUACCCGAGGCUGAGCGUUCAAACAAGAGGCAUCGUCCAAUUGGUCUUGGAGUGCAAGGCCUGGCCGACACUUUCAUUCUGAUGAGACUGCCCUUCGACACCCCCAAGGCUCGGGAACUGAAUAAGCGAAUCUUUGAGACCAUCUACUUUGGAGCACUGGAAGCCAGCUGCGAACUGGCAAAGGAUUUGGGGACUUACGAGACUUACGAUGGUUGCCCUGUGAGCAAGGGAAUUUUGCAACACGACAUGUGGGGAGUUGAUCCCGGCAAUGAUCUCUGGAACUGGACUGAACUCCGUGAGAAAAUCAAGCAGCACGGCCUCCGCAACUCCCUUCUCGUUGCUCCGAUGCCCACAGCCUCAACCGCCCAGAUUCUCGGCAACAACGAAAGCAUUGAGCCUUACACUUCCAACAUCUACACCCGCCGAGUGCUGUCCGGAGAGUUCCAGGUUGUCAACCACCACCUCCUGAGGGACCUCACUGAACGAGGCCUGUGGAACGAUGAGAUCAAGAGCACCAUCAUUGCCCACAAUGGCUCCAUUCAGAAUGUUGAUGGCCUUCCUGAGGAUCUGAAGGACUUGUACAGGACUGUGUGGGAAAUCUCCCAGAAGAGCAUUUUGGAGAUGGCAGCUGACCGUGGUGCCUUCAUUGAUCAGAGCCAGUCCCUCAAUGUUCACAUUGCAGAGCCGAACUAUGGAAAACUCACAUCGAUGCACUUCUUUGCUUGGAAGAAUGGCCUGAAAACUGGAAUGUACUAUCUGAGAACCAAGCCUGCUGCGAACGCCAUCCAAUUCACAGUGGACAAAAGCAAGAUUCAGAACUCUGCGUCAAAUGAGAAUGGGCCGAAAGCAAGCAAAGAGGCAAGUGAGAAGGAACCGUCUGUUGAGAGCAUCAACAUGAAGGCCAUGAUGUGCUCCUUGGAGAACAGGGACGAGUGCAUGAUGUGUGGCUCGUAAGUCUGAAGCCAGCCAUUUUCCGAAAAUCUCUGAAAAUUUCCCCCGUGAUAAAAACAACCAAAACAAGUAUUUUAGAAUCUGCAAUUUGGUAAGUUUUUUUUCUGUCAGAUUUACUUGUGGACCAAAUUUUUUUAUGAACUCUCACGUCCACUUUAUGAAUGUGCUUAAAUUUACAAUAAUUUUUAAACCCACGUUCCUCUUACGCUGUCAGACAUUUUUCUCAAUAGGUUUGUAAUAUUUUAUUUCAAUAAAAAAACGCAAACAAAU
Neocloeon triangulifer is the source of this 2833-nucleotide messenger RNA. It is a transcript of the gene RnrL, whose product is annotated as ribonucleoside-diphosphate reductase large subunit. NCBI's taxonomy places the organism in Eukaryota, Metazoa, Arthropoda, Insecta, Ephemeroptera, Baetidae. Gene Ontology annotation, biological process: DNA replication; deoxyribonucleotide biosynthetic process. The record is from RefSeq and is a predicted model, not a curated record. Gene Ontology annotation, cellular component: ribonucleoside-diphosphate reductase complex. The transcript has 12 exons. Gene Ontology annotation, molecular function: ATP binding; ribonucleoside-diphosphate reductase activity, thioredoxin disulfide as acceptor. The coding region runs from base 128 to 2566 and encodes 812 amino acids.